GCCCCGCCCAUAAGUAUCCAUAGUAACCCAAACAAUGGAUUGGGUCAUGAAGAAGGGUCCCAGUGUCCCCUCAGCCUCUCCCUCCAUGGCCACUACACCGACUACUGGAGCUAGUCGAAAUGGCUGUGAUGAAGGGAGCUGUCUGCUUGGAAACGAUGGCAAGUGUGUGGAGAAUGCUACAUCACUUCUCUCUGCAUUGAAGAAGCAACUGGAGCUAUGGCAUGAAUCAUUUGAGAAAGGGUUUGUAGUACCAAGUGUGUCAAGUGGACUAGCAGGAAAUAGAUCCAGCAGCAGGCUAAAAAUAACUAGUCCAGAUCAUAAAACUGAAGGAGAGUCUGAUACAGCUACUAGUAAAACCGAGAGUAAAACUAAAAAGCUUCAGGUCCGUGGUGUCCAUACAGGCAUUGCAAGGAAACUAAGCAAGACAGCAACUGACUCAAGUGCUGUACAGCAUGCAGAUCAGUUUGACUGGUCAACUGCAGAUCAAGCGAUAGCUAGGUCACUGAGUUUGAUCAUGAGGCUAGAAAAGGAUAGGAAGGAGACUGUUGGCUUGCUUGAAGAGGAGAAAUCAAAGGUUAAAGACAUGAGGGCAAAGCUGGAUGCAAAGGCUGCCGAAAGGUUGAAAAUACUAGCAAAUAUAGUGCAAAAAGAGCAUGAACAAUGUCUUCAAGAUAUGCUUGAAAUGAAAUGGCAUGCUGGCUUUGAAGGACGUCACCUCAAGCAGAUACAAGACGACGUCAAACUAAUCAUCGACAAGAAUGUUAAACUGAAGCAAAGUGUUGACCUUCUCAACAAGCAGUCUUCAUUAUUGCAAGAGAAGAUACAGGAACAGGCAGCUAAUAUGGCUGUUAUAGUCCACAAGCAAACGGAGACUAACCAAGAGCUCGGAAACAGACAAGAAGACUAUGCAAAAAUGAAAAGAAAGCUGCAUCAAGCUAAAGAAAAUGCUGAAGCAGAGAUCAAACAAAUGGAACGUGUAAUAAAAGAACUCCAAAGGAAAGUUGAUGUAGUUCAGAAGGAUUUAAAGGAAUCCAUAGCUACCAAGGAAUCAAUAAUAGAAGGCAUUGAACAAGCUAAAACAGCGAAAAUGGCUUACAAGCAAGAAAAAGAAAUAAAAGACAGUGAACUUCAUGAACUUGAGACCAAACACAAGAAAAUUACGCAUGAAGUUAAAGUUCUCUCGGAACAUGUGCAAGAUCUCGAUAGAGAGAUAGAUAUCCUCAAUGUGAACUUAAUUGGGCUUGGAGUAGAGCAGAAAGAGCAUGAGAUGACAUUAAGCAAAAAAGAUGGAGUACUUCAGGCUCAAGUCCAGUCAAGGACAAAGGAGAUGAGAGAGUGUAGAGAGAGCAAUGAGAACAUGCACCAUGAAAUAGAAGAAAUGAAAGAACAAACUACUCUUAGUUAUAAGAAAAAUGCUGAUGCUCAAAAAACAAUAAAAACAGCUGAGAAAGAGUUGCGAAAAGUUGACAAGCAGUUGACAGUUAUCCAUGAGCAAACAGAAGCAGCUAGGAUCAAGCAUAGAGAGCUUGUACUGGAGCUAAGAGAAAAAGAAGACCUUUAUGAUCAUGAGGAGUAUAACCUCAAAAGCAUCAUACAGUCACUCAAGGAAGAACUUCAUAAAGAGACAAAGUCAAGAAGGAUCUUUCAAAGCAAAGUCGCUGCAAAUACGGAAGACCUAGAGAAAAUGAAAGCCGAGCACAGACGACAGUUUGAGAAGGUGACACUGGAAUCGGCUGAAGCAGACGCUAAAAGAAGUGAAGGGACUGAAGUAGUUGAAGAAUUAAUGCAAAAAUUGAAGCAAAUCAAAGAAGUCGAGGAUGACUUAACUGCUAAGCUAAAAGCAUUGAAUGAAGAGAUUGAAACACUGGAAAAAGAAAUGGGAGACAGAAUUAAUAUUCUGACACCACAAAAUACAGAGCUUGAAGUGACUGCAAAAGAAAAGAAAAGCAGAUUAAAGGACGUCAAAGAAAAGAUUGCUUAUUUUAAUGAGAAAUUAAGGGACACUCAUACAAGCCAAAUGACUGUGGACAGGAUGAGAGGAGAAAUAGAGAAAGGGAUAGAAACAUUUUCAUUACAGAAAGCUGAGCUCGAGGAGAGAUUGGCUGAAGAAGAAGAGAUAGAAAAGUCAUGGCAACUUGAAUUUGAAGAAAUAUCAAACUUCUCUCAAACAUCAGAUGAAAAAUAUGAAACCUACACUCAAGAAAGAGAAGAGCUUUUCAGUUACUUGGAUAGUGAAACAAGCUCUGCUUUAUUAACAAACAGAGAAUUGGCAUCAGCUUAUGAGGAAUGGCGAGACAAGCAUGCCAAAACAAAGAGAGGAGCACUGAGAUCAAUGGAAAGGAAACUAGUGCUAGAAACAGCAAUGAAAGAUAAAGUACAGUUACAUGCUCUGCAAUCGAAACUGAAUCAAACUCUACAGGCUCACUAUCAGCAUAGAGGCAAUACUGGUAGACAAGCUAUUAAAUCAGUCAAGAUGACAAGGAGCAACACUAUAAGUAUUAUAUCAGGAAUAGAUGCUGAGCUAGACCAAUUGUUGAAGGAAAUGAAGAGCUUUCUAGACAGAUUUGACGAGGAGCAGAUAGCUUUAAUACAGAAAGGCCAGGAACCAGAGUCAGCACAGGAUAGUGAUGGAAUAUUUUCAAAAAUGACAAAAUCAACUAAAAAUAAAGAUAAAUCAGUUUCAUUUGCAAUACCUUUGGAAUGUUCAUAAACAUAAUAAUAAUUAUUAUAAUUGCUAUUAUUUUCAUUCAUUCAUUCAUUCAUUCUUUGUGUUAUUGGGCUGCCCACGUGCAUAAACGUGGAUAGCAAC
Messenger RNA from Amphimedon queenslandica, 2809 nucleotides. Its product is annotated as coiled-coil domain-containing protein 178-like. The record is from RefSeq and is a predicted model, not a curated record. Lineage: Eukaryota; Metazoa; Porifera; Demospongiae; Haplosclerida; Niphatidae. The transcript has 13 exons. The coding region runs from base 35 to 2710 and encodes 891 amino acids.